This is a messenger RNA of Megalops cyprinoides (Indo-Pacific tarpon), 1744 nucleotides long. Its product is annotated as NXPE family member 4-like. The coding region runs from base 41 to 1744 and encodes 567 amino acids. NCBI's taxonomy places the organism in Eukaryota, Metazoa, Chordata, Actinopteri, Elopiformes, Megalopidae. The record is from RefSeq and is a predicted model, not a curated record. The transcript has 7 exons.
AACUGUAGCAUGCGAGGACUUGCAAGCUUACGGGAAGGGGAUGGAAAGACAACACAGCACAAGACCAUUGCUGACUGAGAGGGCAUUUUGUCUGAGAUGGGAUGCUGAGCCAGACCAUCCAUUGAAAGAUGGGAUUUCCUCUGCAAGAAGGGGAUGGAACUGUUCACUGAAGAAAUUUACCUUCAUUUCUCUCUGUUUAAUGGUUUUUCUUUGUUGUUUUUUUUAUCGUUUGUAUAUCUCCAAGAUGUCAAAAUGGACAACAGUAACGGAGCUAUUUGUUACACCAUACGAAGAGAUGACAGUAGAGGAUGUAAUGUCCUCUUUACGGGGGAAUUUCCCAACAGCCACCAACUUCACCUCUUUCCAGAGCUCUUCCAGUGCCGGACACAGUGUGGCCAGACUGGAGCAGCCCAGGGCCCAGUUCUGUGUGGGAGACACACUGAAUGUGCUGGUGGAGAUGAGAGACUAUAGGGGACAACCAAAGGCCUAUGGAGGAGACUUCAUUCUGGCCCGGAUCCACUCUCCCAAACUACAGGCUUCUGCAUCAGGAGAUGUCACUGACUUCCGCAAUGGCUCCUACCGUGUGCAUUUCACCUUGUUCUGGCCUGGGGAGGUGCAGGUCUCUGUGCUUCUGAUCCACCCCUCUGAGGUAGUCCAAGUCCUCUGGAGAACCGGGAAGCAGAACUACAAUAAGAUUGCAUACACAGCAACCUUUGUCAAUGGGAGCAAAACGGAAAAAUCUACAUGUAGCCUCCGACUGAACAAAAAAGCCCCUCUGUGUGAAUACAAAGACGAGGAGGAAGGGGAAUAUUUUGCUUGUGUACAACCCCCAACCCUGCCCUGCAGCUCCUUGAACACCAUAUCCUCCUACAACACCCCAGGACCUGUUCUGUCAAAGGAGGAGACUCGGCUACUAGCCAAGACAAAUGUUGGAUUACAAGUAAAACACAACAUUAGCCCUGUGCGGGUCAUCAAUUGUUCUGCUGCAGCCCACAGACCAUCUGAAAAGUGUGUGCCAGGCAUGAAGUCCCCUUUUCCUAGUGGCUAUUUCUUUGCAAACAGAUGGUUUUCCUCCUUCUGUCAGAUAGGCCCCUUCCUUAGUGAAGAUGCCAUUAACCGCUGUCUGACAGGAAGGAGACUGCAUGUCAGAGGUGACUCUACAGCAUGGCAGUGGGUCAGCUAUUUGGGAGAAAUGCUAGGUCUGACAUUAAAAAAAUCAUCCAUUACUUGGAUGCCUUUUCUGGCUUUUGAUGACCAUAGGAACAUCACUAUUCAAUGGAAAAAACAUAAUCCCCCUUGGAUCACUGGCCACCACAUCAGCACGAAGGAGUUUGUGUACAUUUCCAGAGAUCUGGACAGUUUAGUUGUUGGCGAGGCCAGUCAGGAUGCAGUAGUCAUUGGAAUAGGACAGCACUUCCGGGCCUUCCCCCUGGAGUUCUUCAUCCACAGGCUCCUCAAUAUCCGUCGAGCGAUCUUACGACUGCAGGCCCGCAGCCCUCAAACCCAGGUCUUCAUCAAGCUGGAGAACAACAGGGAGUUCAGCUCAGUGAUUCUGCGUCUGAGUGACUGGUACGGCCACAUGCAGAACCUGGCGCAGAGGAAGGUGUUUGGGGACCUGAAGGUGGGGCUGGUAGAUGCCUGGGACAUGUCAGUAGCUGCAAAUACCUUUUCCAUCCAUCCUAACAAGAUUGUUGUCUCUAACGAAGUGGCUGUCGCACUGUCAUACCUCUGUCAUAAUCUGUAG